Molecule: messenger RNA, 3142 nt
Organism: Anolis carolinensis (green anole)
Lineage: Eukaryota; Metazoa; Chordata; Lepidosauria; Squamata; Anolidae
Gene: sfi1
Product: SFI1 centrin binding protein
Exons: 23
Coding region: 257-2956 (899 amino acids)
Molecular function (GO): phosphatase binding
Source: RefSeq, a predicted model, not a curated record
CCCCCCCUUUUGCGCACGCGCAAAUAACUUCACGUCUGAACGCUAGUUUCUCUCUGUGGAAGGAAAGAUCCCCCGGCGCAUGUGCAAAUGCCCAAACGCCUCCUACAUUAAAGGACCCCGCUUUUUUUAAUAGCCGUUUUCCGAGGUGUCCCCGCGUUUGCCUGACGGUAUUCGCCGCGUCGCCAUGGGAACCCCUUCGAGGUGAUAGCGAUAGACAUCCAGGCCUCGAGGCCAUUUGGAAGUUGCUUCUUUAAAGAUGGAGAAAAGCUCAAAGAAAAGCGGGAGACUCCCAAAGGCCCCAAAAUCUCAUAUUAUUAAAGAAGAUGGAAGAAGAAAUGGCCGAAUUCCCUAUCGCGUCAAUUACAACUGGAAUCGAGGAGGGCGACUGAAAGAACUGCGUAUCCGGCAUUUAGCCAGGAAAUUCCUUUAUUCUUGGGCCAAGAAGACCUUUGGGAGAGUUCUUCCUUCCAAGGCCAGGCGCCAUUUCGAGCACACGGCAAUGAGAAAAGCCUUUGAAAUGUGGAAGGAGCAAUGGUGGGUGGCUUGCCAUGAAUGGAAACUGACCAUCAGGGCUGAAUGCCAUUACCGGUAUGUCAUCUAUGCAGCCAUCUUCCGAACCUGGAAAUUAUAUGUAUUGCAUCAAAGAGAGAAAAAUGGUAGAUUAUCCCUUGCAAAGACUGUCGCGGAUCACUUAAGGAGACAGCAGAUAUGGAAACGAUGGAGGAAAUACAUAGAAAUUCGACACAUAAAGCAUUGGAUGCAACUGGAUGCCAUUGGCUUCCGAGAAGGAAGCCUCCUUCGUGUUUCCUGGAGCCUAUGGAAGAAACAACAAAUAGAAAACAGAAAGGCAGACCUAGCUUUGUGCCAUUGGGCCAGGCGGCUGAAAUCCCGUUACUGGCACAAAUGGAAAGACGCGAAAGCCAAGGAAAAGUUGGAGGCCUCCAAGCGCAAGUCACACCUGUUCCUGCUCAGACAAGAAGUGGAGUGUGUGACAGGAAGAGCCUCUUUGAGAAGAGCUUUCCAUCGGUGGAAACUAUGCACGGAAGCGGCCCUGCAUUCCAGAAUGGCAGAUCACCACUAUCGGCUACAUUUGCUAUCUCGCGGCUUCAUCUCUUUUCGUCAUAAUGUCGCGGAAUCGGCCUCCAAGCCAAUAAGGAACAACUUGGCCCAACAACAGUGUCGCAUGACGUUACUCCGCCGUUUCUGGGACGGAUGGUGCUCUCGCUUGGAAGAGAAGGAAGAGCAAAAGGAAAGGCUGCAGAUGCUGGUGGCAGGCAUUCAAUUCAGGGAGACGUGGACUAGCCGCUUCUUUUCUCAAUGGCGGCUGAGAGCAGAAAGGCAGCGAAAGGACCGGAUGGCCGAGAAACUGGCGUGUUUCCAUUGGAGUCGUGUGCUUGUGUAUCGGUGCUGGGUGCACUGGUGCGAGCAGACCACCUUACGUGGGGAAGCCAAGGUCCGCCUGGCGAUGGCCAAAGAGAGUGAUCGCAUUCGUGUCCUGUCCUUCCACCUGCAUCAAUGGAAGCAGUGCCUCCACCAAGAACAAGAGAGGGAAAGGCAAGCAGCCCAAGCGCAAGAUGUUCACUCCCGGAAACUCCUCUCCAAGGCCUGGCGGGAGUGGAUCCAGGAAAGGGAACACGCGUCUGCCGCCCGGAGGCACCACCAAAAGCACACCCUUGAAAGGGCCUUCGCCGCCUGGAAGGUUUACCAGGGGAAGGUCCACCUGACCUUGCUGCAGGUGGCAGAGAAGGAAGAGGAGUGCCAUCGCCAGGUCCUGUGGCACUCCUUACGCGUUUGGAGGGAAAACGUGAGGGAAGUCAAAGUGGCGGAGCGGAACGAGGAGCGGGCCCGAUGCCACUGGAAGCAGCACACACUACAUAAGACGACUGUCCUCUGGAGGCAGGCGGCCAUUUUGGGCCUCCACAGGCGGGAAGAGAAGGCCGAGACCGUGGCGAAGGCAAGGCGGUGCUUGGACUCUGUCACUCUGCGCACAGCCUUCCUCCGUUGGUGGACCUUGGCUGUGGCCUCCCGGAGGGAGAAAGGCCUGAUUGCUGCAGCAACGCAACACUGCGCCCGGCAACGGCUGCGCGAGGCCCUCAACAGGUGGAAGCGAUAUCACCACCAUUGCCUCAGGAAGCAGCUCCUGCAGAAACGAGCGGAGCGGAGCCGGGCAUGGAGCCUUCUCACGGCCGCCCUCUCGACCUGGAAACAGCAGCGGGCCCUCCGGCGAGAGGAAGCAUUGCAGACGGCACGGGCGUUGUGGCUGUGGUCAUGCUCACUGCGGGGGAAGGCCUUGCGGGCCUGGGCCCAGUGGGCCAAGGAGCGCCAGCGCAAGGCCGCUCGCCUCAGGAUGGCCACCCAAGCUCACAGGAACCUCCUGGUCCAAGAUGGCGCCCUCCGCCUCCUGCGCUACACCUCCCGGAAGAAGGAAGCGCGGGCCCAGUCACAGGCCCAGAACGAGGCUGAGGCCGCCGUUUUGCGCCGUCAUGCCGUUGAGCGUUGCUUCUCCCUCUGGAAGAGGAAGGUCCUCCAUCGCCGUGGCAAUGCCCCUCCCAAGAGGGUCACUUUUGGGGAGAAGGAAGAACAAGAUGGCAGCAGAGGAGCACCGUCAGCAGUUUUGGGGAGGCGGAAAAGGCCUCGGAGGUCACAUGACGAGGAUAGGCUGAGGGCGGAGCUGGGAUCCAUCGGGCAGUGGAUGCGCCAAUACCACGAAUCCCAGCAGGAGCUCCAGUCUUUAAGACGAAGGAUUCGGCUCCUGCGGAAAUGGCAGGAAGUGAGGGCAGAAGGAGAGGAAGAACAGAGUGGGGACUCACGCGAAGUGGAAGGAGCUGUCAAUCAGCUCACCCUCCAGGCCCGUUCCCUCGAAGCCCGCUUGGCGGAGGAGAAGGGCAAGAUGGCCACCAGCAUCUCCCGCCUCCAGGAAAUCAGGAAGGCCCUCUACACUGUGGAUGGGAAGUGACCAUGCAAUAUAAUACUGAACACAAGGUGUCACCAAAGGGCAAUGUAAUGAAUAGCUGGCCAUAGAAGACUAUGAGCUUGCAAUAUAUGUCCAAACACUAGGUGUUGCCAAAGAAAGAAGCAUUCCAAUACAUUCCUUUGUCAAACCAAGAGAUGAGCACACAAAUAUAUCUAUAUAUAUAUAAAA